Molecule: messenger RNA, 1026 nt
Organism: Ruditapes philippinarum (Manila clam)
Lineage: Eukaryota; Metazoa; Mollusca; Bivalvia; Venerida; Veneridae
Exons: 8
Coding region: 160-1026 (288 amino acids)
Source: RefSeq, a predicted model, not a curated record
GCGACGCAUAGUCUCCAUUCAAAUCAGUCUGAUUCAGAUCGUGCUACUUGCAGUUAGCAGGGCAACAAAUCACUCCGCGAAUUCGUUCGAUUUCCUCAUAAAUGUUUUUGGUAUUUUUCUUUUAAGUGUUGUGAAAUGUAAUAUCUAUCUCCAACCAACAUGGAUCUGAAGUGGUUCAUCAUCUGCGUUUUUGUCAGCUUCUUAAAUACAGUAUCUUGUCAACAUAAGUUUAUGUACAAACCAACCGACUUUCCAUAUUCAAGAUGCACGUAUCAUUAUCCGGACCGCAUAACGUGUGAAAACCUUAAUAUCACUAAAGAACGACGAGAAAAAAAGAGUGUAUGGCCACCAGGGCCAUAUGCAAUACCAAUGUCCAAGUAUGGCUGUCCCGAGUCGCAGUCUCGCGGAUGGUUUAAAAGUUUAUUGAAGGUCAACAUGAUUGCAAUAAACAGCAGUUCUGACAGUUAUUCUACAGAUUACAAUAGGGAAUCGGAACGGAAUUCUUUAUUCGUAGACGAUGACUUUUUCAAACCACCAUUCAAGACAGAGGAUGUGAAGCUGUAUUUUUGCGUAAAAUUCCGAAACGAAACUAAACUUGAUCAAGGACAAUGGAUUCCAGGAAACUACAGCGUUUAUAAGAUUGGACAAUCGUGUCCUUUAGAAUUCGAAGAGUCAAGCCGAACACUUCCCAUCACUGACUUUGUGUCGUAUGGUAUUGUUCCUAAUAUUGAAGCGUCAAGAGAAGGACAAUCCAAAGGGUUCAUCAACAUUUCAAUGUGUAAAAGAGUAAACCGUAGAGACAUAGGAAACACUCUAACAAACGUCACAUUCAGUAUGUUUGAAACUGAUUUCAUUCUUGAAAAGGAUCCAGAUACAAAUUGCCUCAAAUUCAACGAUUCAUCUGUAUCCGAAGGAGCAACGCACUGUUUUUAUUACUCACAAGUCGAAAACAUUGAUCAUGGAACAGAAAUAGAUUUGAUUCUAAAUCAAUAUUUUCUCACAAUAUUUCAUAAAGGUAGGAUUUAA